Molecule: messenger RNA, 1929 nt
Organism: Leguminivora glycinivorella
Lineage: Eukaryota; Metazoa; Arthropoda; Insecta; Lepidoptera; Tortricidae
Gene: Fadd
Product: fas-associated death domain protein
Exons: 3
Coding region: 521-1174 (217 amino acids)
Biological process (GO): signal transduction
Molecular function (GO): protein binding
Source: RefSeq, a predicted model, not a curated record
AUCACUAAUUCAUUUUAUUGGACGAAACUAAAAUUGAACAUAGAAAAAGGCAAAUUUAAUGCCAUGACCCCGAAGCAAAAAGUCCAUCAUUGCCGGCUUUGCACUGAUGACGUCACUAGAAGGGAAACCCCCCUAUUCUCUACGUUCCGUUCUUUGGUUUCGUUACUAAUAAUAGCAUGUCUCGUGCAGUGCAAACAUUCACAUUAGCAAUAUUAGCAUUAUAUUCGUCACAAUCAUUAUAAUCAUAACGUUAAUUUUUUUUUUCAUGUAUGUUUGGUGAGUUUUUUUUUAUUUAGAUGUGGGAUAUUACAGUUAUGUCUUUUAGUAAUUUGAGGAAUGGAACGUGUGUCAUUUUGUUUUGACAUUGACAAUAAGUUGACAUUUCCUCAUAGUCAUUUUUAUGUACUGUGUGAUUUCAUUGGCAAUUCGCAAUCUUAGGCUUUUUGUCAUACACAGAAAGAAAAUAACUUGAUAAAAUGUAUAACAAUACUGCCAAGAGGGAAGUGUUUCUGAAAUAAAGAUGGUGCGUGUCGAAGUUCGCCCGAUCCACGCUACCCAAUGUCGUACAAUGGCAACAAAUUAUUCGAAGCUAAAAGAUUUAAUUACUCUGAAGGUCAGUAUGAGCGAUAUGCAUAGCCAAAUACUACAUGCAAUGAAAGGCUUAUACCAAAACGAUAUCAACUCUGCCAGGAGAUACGAGCAAAUAACCACAAUUGGCCAGCUUCUAAAAGUUUUGGAAGUUAGAGAUGUACUGUCUGAAGAAAAUAUUUUGCCAUUACAAGUGCUGGCUCAGAGACUACCAGAUAAUAUGGAGAUAAUGAAUAGUAUCAGUUGUUAUGAGCAAAGUCGUGGACCUAAACAAAACAUAAAUCAAUAUGCCCCAUCACUCUCGGACCCAGUAUGGCGCUCCAUGUCCAACAUACAGCAGAUGGCGUAUUGUGCAUGGUGUGUGGCGCACGGCCUAUGGCGUAUUACGUGUGGUAUAUGUCGUGUCGCGUACAGAAUAUGGCGUGUCAUGUAUUGGACGUGGCGUGUCUGUUACGUCUUAUGGAGAAUUACGUACUUUCUGUGGAACAUAUUCACGAGAGUGCUCAACGCAAGCCACUACCACCAAAACAAUAUGAGGAUAAUGCAUUCUCAGAUGGUUUAUGUGAGAAGAAACGUGAAAGGAUAACAGAAACUAUAGUUGAAGAAAUAGGCUCGUACUGGCGCAAUCUAGCCAGAUACCUGGGCAUACAGGAGUGGAGAAUCGAUGAAAUACAGUGCAAUGGAAAACCGAUAGAAGAGAAAGCGGCAGAGAUAAUGGAGAUGUACAAGAAAAGAGCUGAUCGUAAGAAAUGGUUUUUUGAUCUCUUGGACGCUUUAGAGAAAGCUCGUAGAAAGGAGUUGUCUAGGAAAAUUAGGGAUAUUGCUACGAUGAACAUUUAGCAUUUUCUCUGUUUAGCCUUAAUUAAAAAGUGAUGAAUUACUCUAAUUAGCCGAUAGGUGAUGACAUAGGUGUACAGUUGACACAAUGGCAGUAAAAAUGUUUUUAACAUAUAUUUUGCUUUUUGGUGAUUUGUUUAUCUGAAACGAUGACAUGGACCAAUUAAUAUACUAAGGACACUAUCACAGGUAGGCUGUGUUUGAAAAAUACUAUGAGCCUCUAGGUUUAAGUUUUCACAUUGGAUGCAGUACUUCUCGUCGAUGCUGUGUGCAAGUAGGAGAUCGCGAUAAGGUAGAAUAAGAAAAUGAAAACAUUAGGACAUCUAAUAUUUAUUUAAAAAAAAGGAACUUCUAGUUCAUAAGGCACUUUUGCUCUUAAUAAUACUUAACAUAUGUAAAUAUUUAACUUAAAAUGACUUAUAACAUGUGUGUAUAUAGGAAUGUUUACAACGAGUAACCAUAAAACAUGUAUAUUUUAUGUAACAUAAUAAAUGAGAUAAGUUA